UUGCUGAUUUCUGACAGACCAGAAAUCGAAUCGCUCAGACUGCAGAAAAGGAAAGGGACUUUUUGAAGGGGAUACAAAAAGGGGGAAAAAAAGCUUGAACAUCCUUCUUGUUUUGCUUUCAGAAGCAGACGAACCCUUCUCAAGAAAAGAGGGUCACAGAGUUAAAAGCGUUGAACAGGAAAGUGGGUACGUGAGGCUGUGAGGCUGUGAUCUGCACAGGUCCACCACAGAGUCACAUGAUUUGGGUUUCCGCUUUGACACAGUUUUACAGCACAGCAGGGCUCACAGUCAUUAAAGAGUUGCUGCAGCAGGACAUGAUGGUGCUUUGAGGACUACUCUACCAUACACACCACCAUGAAUUUCAAUGGACUUCAGCGCCAGGCCAGCCAAGACAAUAACAAUGUGGAUAAUACUCUGAGGAAGAAGAGUUCCCUGUGGUACCGGCGCUCACUGAGGGGAAGCGGUGAGCGGCCCCGGCAGAACACAGGCUCUCUGCCCAGAGUGCGCAAGCCCAAACAAUCCUACUCCACAUCACUUGUUGAUUAUUCUGACCCACAAAGGACCAGAAUUGUUCUGGAGAAGCAAGACAAUGAAACAUUUGGUUUUGAAAUUCAGACUUAUGGGCUGCAGCUGAGGGACAGCUCUGCAGUAGAGAUGUGCACGUUCGUGCGUAAGGUGCAGGAGGACAGCGCUGCUGAGAGUGCUGGUCUGACCGCAGGCGAUGUUAUCAUCACUAUCAAUGGGGUCAGCAUUGAAGGAUUGUCUCAUGAUCGUGUACUCCACCUGAUAAAAGAAUCAACAAACAGUCUAAAGGUGGAGACUGUAAGUGGGACUGUAGUGAAGCAGAUUGAGCUGGAGAAGAAGAAGAACCUGCUUAAGCAAUCGCUACGUGAGAAAUUGGUGGAGCUGCAAGCGCUCGCAUUACAGGAAAAACGCCUCAUGCGAGGUAACAUGAACAGCAGCAGCCUCCAGCUCUCAAUGGACUGCUCGGCCAUUCUGAGCUCCCCCACAGGCCGCUUUGGCCGUCGCUUUUCCAGUGACAGCAGCUUCAGGAGUGUGAUGACGGAUGACAGUGUGUUUGAGGACCUGAGCUCUCCCAGCCCCUGCAGUGCAGCAAGCACCGCAAACGACGGCUGCUUCUUCUCCAGAGAUUUCCCCACACUGGGCAGCUCCACCAGGUCGUCGUCCAACUCCAGCCACCAUCACUAUCAUCAAACCCUCUGUCGCUCCAGCAGCUCCAGUUUGGCGUCCAGCAGCAGCUCGCUCUCGCCCCCCUGGGAGGAAACAAGGAUAUCCUCCUUGUUUGGUACCCUUCCCCGCAAAGGCAGGAAAGCAAGUGUACGCAAACACAUCUUUAAGUUGAUCCCUGGACUCCAGCGAUCAGUUGAAGAGGAUGAGCCAAAUACUCAGUGACAUGUUGCUCAAAUGCUUUGUUUUCUACUUGGUACUCUGGACUGACAAGGUUUCUCAUGCUUCAAACAAGUUGAAGAAAGAAAAAGACUCCUCAUGAAGUGCUUCACCACACUUAAAUGUUUUAACUCUGCUGAGCCGUUUCAAGCCUUAGAAAACAAGUGUUUGUAUUAUUGGACAUUGUUGCACCCUUGUCAAAGAGGACCCUGUUCCUUUAAGGUGAACCUGGCUCACUGGAGGGCUUUGGCUUUCUGCAGGUUAAAAUCAUUAUAAAUAUGUAAAAUGAUUAUCUUUUCAACAAGCAUUUGACUGAAUGUAGCCUGUGGGCAAAGAUAUAUGUAGGUUAGGUAUGAUUGAUGAGGUUAUGUAUGUCGCAAGCAUGGAUAUGAAACUGAAUGACUGCGAUCAGCAUUAAUGAAUUCAGGGUGGACGGAUGUACUGUAGCUGUAUUCAUGUAGCACUUUGAAAUGUAAAAUGAGAUUAUUAUGACCCUAAAAUAAAAAAUACCUUUUCAGUUACCAAGAUGUAUAAAUAGUAAAAAAAAAAAAAAGCUUUUCUGUCACGUUGAAGGUAGAACCAAAACCAAACCGUCUCUCAGUUUAGAAGGCUUCAGCUCAUAACAGGAUGUGGGUACGAGAGGUACUACUGAACUGUUUUAAUUUCCAAAAUUACUCUCACGAUGUGUAGCACUUAUUUACUGUGUACACAGAUUCUUAAUUUAAAGAAAUGCAACUUUGUGUAGAGAAUGUCAUUUUGUUUAAAUGUGAAAACGUUUUAAAAGCAUAAUAAACUCAUGAAGUCUUUUAA
Molecule: messenger RNA, 2217 nt
Organism: Labrus mixtus (cuckoo wrasse)
Lineage: Eukaryota; Metazoa; Chordata; Actinopteri; Labriformes; Labridae
Gene: cytip
Product: cytohesin 1 interacting protein
Exons: 8
Coding region: 355-1413 (352 amino acids)
Molecular function (GO): protein binding
Source: RefSeq, a predicted model, not a curated record